GAUUUAAAGACAUAUUAACUCGGAGAACAAAAGUAGCUAGCAAUUGUUUGAACAUCACUUUUAGAAGAUGGCUUACACAAGAACACUUUUAUGCUUUAUUUUUGUUGCAAUUUCUAUGGCCUCAAUUUCUGAGGCCAGAAAACGCAACACAACUAAUAUUCAAUUCUACAUGCACGACACACCUGGUGGACCCAACCCCUCAGCGGUCCGUGUCGCGGGUCAAGCCACAAAUGCCACAGACAUGGGUAUGUUUGGGUUUGGUUCCAUUUAUGUCAUGGACAAUGCCCUUACUACCACUCCUGAUUUGAACUCGACCCUUAUUGGUCGAGCCCAGGGGCUCUAUGCCAUGUCAUCAUCUCAAGAAAACGACAUAAGUCUCCUCAUGACCCUCACGUAUAACUUCGUAUCGGGCAUCUACAAUGGUAGCUCGCUUAGCAUUGUGGGUCGGAACCCUGUGAUGAAUGAAGUUAGGGAGAUGCCCGUGGUAGGAGGAACCGGAAUUUUCCGCCUUGCUCGUGGUUUUGCUCUAGCAAAGACAUAUUCGAUGAAUCAAGCAGAUGCUAUUAUAGGAUACAAUGUCACCAUAAUACAUUAUUAUUAGAUAAUACGUACUUAAUUUUGAGAUUGAGACAUGCCAUUUUGUUGUUUUAUUUAGAGAGAUGCGAUGAUAAUUUUUUGUCUAUAUAUAAAAUAUAAAAAUAAAAAUGUUGAUCCACCA
Messenger RNA from Erigeron canadensis, 718 nucleotides. RefSeq names its product dirigent protein 23-like. Bases 68 to 601 code for a protein of 177 amino acids. The record is from RefSeq and is a predicted model, not a curated record. The transcript has a single exon. Lineage: Eukaryota; Viridiplantae; Streptophyta; Magnoliopsida; Asterales; Asteraceae.